Bicyclus anynana (squinting bush brown) is the source of this 2489-nucleotide messenger RNA. Its product is annotated as putative fatty acyl-CoA reductase CG5065. Gene Ontology annotation, biological process: long-chain fatty-acyl-CoA metabolic process. NCBI's taxonomy places the organism in Eukaryota, Metazoa, Arthropoda, Insecta, Lepidoptera, Nymphalidae. The record is from RefSeq and is a predicted model, not a curated record. Gene Ontology annotation, cellular component: peroxisome. Gene Ontology annotation, molecular function: alcohol-forming very long-chain fatty acyl-CoA reductase (NADP+) activity. The transcript has 8 exons. The coding region runs from base 110 to 1663 and encodes 517 amino acids.
CAUAAUUGUACCAGAGUAUUUUUAUCUGAAGCCGCGAGCGCGUACGCCAGUCCGCAGCAGGUGUGCGUGAAAGUAUCUCGUGGAGGUUUCCUAGGAGUACACAGACAAAAUGACAUCGGACAUGUCGAUAAGGGAAUUCUACAAAGGUAGGAGCGUCCUAGUGACGGGCGGAACAGGUUUCAUGGGCAAAGUCCUUGUGGAAAAAUUGCUGUUCAGUAUACCGGAUAUCGGAAAUGUGUAUGUGCUAAUGAGACCCAAAAAAGGAAAAUCGAUCAAGCAACGGUUCGCUGACAUGCAACGUUUGCCGCUCUUCGAUCGAUUGAAAAAGGAAAACCCAUCAGCAUUUACGAAAAUCAAGCCACUUCAGGGCGAUGUUCUGUUCGACAAUCUCGGCUUGUCUGACAGAGAAAUAGAGCUAUUGUCAGAAGAAAUAUCCGUGAUAUUCCAUUUUGCAGCAACCCUAAGAUUAGAAGCUCCCCUCAAAGACAACGUUAACAUGAACACGUGCGGUACGCAAAGAACUAUGAAUGUUGCAAAGAGAUUAAAAAAAUUAGCUGUGUUCGUACAUUUGUCUACCGCCUUCUGCUAUCCGGAUUACAGGGUUUUAGAAGAGAAGACGCACGAGCCACCAGUAAAACCUUCGGAUGUGAUGCACCUGAUUGAGUGGCUCGAUGAUAAUCAGAUUGCUUCGCUCACUAAGUCGCUUCUCGGCCCGCAUCCAAACUGCUACACGUUUUCAAAGAGACUAGCCGAAAGUGUCGUAGAGGAUGAAUGGGAGCACCUGCCUUCAGUCAUAGUACGGCCUAGUAUAGUUUGCCCUUCUUAUCAAGAACCUGUUGCCGGGUGGGUAGACAACCUGAAUGGGCCUAUCGGUUUGAUGAUCGGCGCUGGGAAAGGUGUUAUAAGGUCCAUGUUGUGCGAUGGAAGUCUUACAGCUCAAGUGAUACCCGUGGACUUAGCAAUCAACGCCAUUAUAGCUAUAGGUAUGAUCGAAGGAUCAAGGAGUAACAAGCCAGAUGUAAUACCAGUUUACAAUGCGAAUAUUGGACAUCAAAAAGAAACAACCUGGGGCGAAGUCAUAAAGAUUGGCAAAGACUACGGCCGCAAGUAUCCACUCGCUUGGCCGUUAUGGUAUCCGAACGGCGACAUAACAACAAAUAUCUUCAUUCACGAGUUCAAGCGAAUUUUCUUCCACCUACUGCCUGCGUAUUUAAUCGAUCUUCUGCUAUAUUUGUUGGGUCAAAAACGUUUCAUGGUGCGAAUACAAGACAGAAUAAGUCAAGGUCUAGAAGUAUUACAAUACUUUACAAUGAGACCGUGGAGCUUCCCUUGUCCUAACUAUGACGGUAUUCAAUCAAAGUUAAACAAGGAAGAACAAGUUAUAUUUAACACUGACUCGACGUCGGCUGACAGAGAAAAGUACAUGCAGCAAUGUAUCGAUGGUGGAAGAAUCUACUGCCUUAAAGAAAAUAUCAGCAAAAUCCCUAUCAACAGGGCUUACCACAAUUUCUUAUUUGUCCUGGACUUACUAGUCAAGAUAUUCUUCGUGCUUUUCAUACUGUCCUUCCUGGCAUCGUGGUGCAGUCCUGUGAAAGACGUGUUCAAGUAUGGAGAGCCAGUGGUGAAACAUCUACCAAUAUUAGGACGAGCUGUAUUUGACUAAAACAGAAGAUAUAUUUACUUGAUACUUGCAACUAUUCAGAACAGAUAAGUUAAAAGUAAAGUAAAAAUUAUACGGUUGUAAUACGUUUCCGUCCUGACCUAAGUUCCAUAGUUCUGGGAAAUGAAAUUUGCAAAUAUCAGGUUACAGUGCCACCCACUAAAUCGAGGCAUUGUGUUUUACUAGUAGUAGGUAGGGAAAAAUAAGGGCUUUAUUGGUACAAGCUUAAACAGAUAUAUAUUUUUUGUUAUGUUGUUUUUAAUUUAUGACCUUCGGUAAGCGAUUUCUACUCUCACUUUUUCUGCCUUUUAUUUCGAAACUAGCGGACGCCCGCAAUUCAGUACCUAAACGUGAAAUACGGUUUUUCAUAAAAACCGUGGGAAUCAUAAAUUAUUCCAGGAGAGUCUAUAUAUUUCUCAGUAACCUCCUCCAUCUGGUGAAAGUCCGUUCUAAUCGGUUCAGCCGUUCUAGAGAUUAGGCCGGACAAACAGUCAGACAGACAAUUUUAAAAUGCUUGAUUGUGUAUUAGUCUCGUGUAAAUAACUAUAAGCACUUGACCAACCAGUUGUUUUGAAACCACAGACAGACACUUCAAUUUUAUUUAUAGAAAUUGAUAAACAAUCCCAUAAUAUCAAAAAAUAUUUUCUGACAAAAUUCGCAAGCCGAAGUAACAAAACUCUUUGAAAUCUGUAUUUGGCAUGGUUUUUAAGAUUUUAAGAUAAUAUUAUUGUAUGCUUAACUGAAAUGUAUUUAUAAAGUAAAUAAUUAUGUAUAAUAAAUAAAAUAAAAAUUAAUAAAUGUGGACCUUAUACCUGGAAAGGUAAAUUUU